AUGCAUAUUACGGGACAAGUUUCUAGUACAAGCGAUACACAUGACACUAUGGUUAUGCAGGCGUAUCAUGUAGUUGAAAGUGAGGAAUCAAUGUUGGAUCCGGCUGUAAAACCAAAGGCUGUACAUCAAUGCCCAGUUUGCAACAAAAUUUUUGUUUCCUUUAAAGGUCUUCAACAGCAUGCUAUCAUUCACACGGAUCAAAAGCCUUAUUCCUGUGAUAUUUGUGGAAAAUCAUUUCGAUUUAAAUCAAAUCUUUUUGAGCAUCGUUCUGUCCAUACUGGAACAACUCCACAUCAAUGGUUUUAUUUUCAUUAA
This is a messenger RNA of Meloidogyne enterolobii, 315 nucleotides long. The record is from the annotation of a GenBank genome assembly. NCBI's taxonomy places the organism in Eukaryota, Metazoa, Nematoda, Chromadorea, Rhabditida, Meloidogynidae.